Messenger RNA from Prorocentrum cordatum, 1909 nucleotides. NCBI's taxonomy places the organism in Eukaryota, Dinophyceae, Prorocentrales, Prorocentraceae. The record is from the annotation of a GenBank genome assembly.
GGUCGUGCUUCGUCGUUCUGCGGACGCAUCGUGACAUGCAGGCUUGCCUUCAGAAGCCCCUGCCGAAGUUCAGGGGCGAGCAUGUCCUCGAGGUCUUCGAGGCCCAGGGAGAUGCCGAGACCGUGCUUUGGGACGCGUUCGCCACGACAGACGCGGAGCGGUGCUGGCUGUCCGUGAUCGGCGUCGUCCAGAUUCUCCUCAUCGUGGGGGUGUGGACCUUGUGCUUCUGGGGUCCGUACACGCUCUACAUCCUCUCCUGGGGCGGCGUGGCUGGGAUGAGCCAGGGCGAUGCCAGUGUCGGCAUGGUCGUGGGCCUCCUGAUCACAGUGGGCAACCAGAUCGUCUAUGCGGCGUGCGGGGCGAUAUCCGAGAACGCGAAGUUCACGUGCCGCGACAAGCGUGACACCUACUACACAGGCCUCUACACGUUCGCGGUGCUGGUGAACACCGUGCUCGAUCUGUGGCUCGUCUCGGUCAUGGCGGCCGGCUGGCAGCGCGACGCCGCGGCGGACCCGUACGCGAAGGUCCGGAACCCCAGCCUCCAGCACGCCGUGUUCGAUCAGCUCAUCUUCUACCUCUGGCCGUGCACGCUGCUGCUGCCCUUCCUGCUGGAGCCGGUGGUCCUCAAUGUCGCCCCGUAUUUCCUCGCCAAGUGGCUGGUGCGUUCACGGCCCGCCUGCAGCAAGCAGGACGCCGAGGAGUGUCUGGUACCUCCGCCUUUCGACCUCAACCGUUACGGCGAUAACCUGAUCAAUGUAUUGAUGGUCUCAACGUUUUUCCUCCUGACAGGCGUCACUAUCUGGUGGAUCUUCUUCAUGCUCACGAUCUCCCUGUGGGCCGUGUUCAUGUGGGAUUGCUACCGGUUCAAGCGCGGCACGAUGCGAACUCAUUUCGCCACGCAGGACAUCGACAUUUUGGCGAACUAUAUGAUGGCCUUCCCCUGCGCCACCCUCGCCAGCGGCUUUGUCUUCAAAGCGAAGGGCGGGCAGGGCAUGGUGGACGACUGGGACCCGAACAGCUUUUUCACGAGCCACGCGGAGGUCUGGCUGGAGGUGGGCCUGGCCUUCUUCGCGCACCUGGUGCUCCACUUCCUCCUCUUGGCGCUGGUGGUGCCCCGCUGCCUCCCGACCCUCGUGGAGGACUCGGACUCCCCGGAGGGCCCCAGGGAUCUGAUCCCGUACGAGGCCACGGCCGAGAAGCUGUGCUGCAACUGGUUCAACUCAAAUCCUGUGCACUGCUUGCGGUCCCGCUACUUGUAUCAGCACGAUCCGCCGCAUGUCUUCUACCAGCCGGGGAGAGAGUACCUCCACAAGAAGAACAACAGGCCCGAGGACCAGGAUGCACUCAUCAUCUAUGAGGCAAGCGAGUUCGUCGCAGAGGAGGGCAUCAUGGAGGACAUGGGAGGUGCCGUCAAGCGUGCGCACUCCAGAGCGCUUCAGGAGGGCAGGCAGGCAUUCGACGAGGCCAGGCGCCUCACGAGCCAGAGGACCCAGCGCCUGUUCAGCCCCUCGCAGGUGGAGUCGUGAGAAGUGGCUUCAGUUCAUGGGCGAGAUGGUGACUCUGGAGGACGGCGCAUGGGACGAGCAGAGAGCACCUCGUUCGUUGUUGAUUAUUAAUAUUACACAUAUGUAUGUACGUGCACGGCGGCAGUUCGCGUUUGGGUUUGUGGGGGCAGGCGACGCGGCGACAACCCCAAAUGUGCCUCUGUGACAAUCCGGGCAAUGCCAGAUGACUGGACCAUGAUCGGCGAUUUCGCAUCGGGCGAGGGUUCCAUCCCGAAAGCGUGCCGUCUUCCAUUCGCGUUUCUCGUGAUGAUGCCAGUUUCCGCGAUCAAGAAGCGUCAAUUUGGAAAAAGACGUCUGGGAAUGAUAGUGGCUUGUUCUGCAGGUUGUUCGUGGUUUCCCCACGC